Molecule: messenger RNA, 663 nt
Organism: Penicillium odoratum
Lineage: Eukaryota; Fungi; Ascomycota; Eurotiomycetes; Eurotiales; Aspergillaceae
Exons: 2
Coding region: 1-663 (220 amino acids)
Molecular function (GO): acyltransferase activity, transferring groups other than amino-acyl groups
Source: RefSeq, a predicted model, not a curated record
AUGUCAUACCAUGUCGACUACGCCACCGAACAAGAUGCCGUCGAGUUGGGCCGAAUCAACUAUGACAGCUUCCAAAACCGACUAGUGCUACCAGCGAUGUUCCCUGAAGCCGACGAACCAUCACUACGGACGUACAAGUCCUUCCACGCGAUGAAGCAUCUAUACACUCCAGAAACACACGUAGUGAAGGUCACCGACAACGGAGUCGUAGUCGGGUACGGACGCUGGUACAUUCCGGCAAUCCUGGGCGUAACCCCGAAUGUGCCCGAACUGAGCCAGCAAGGCCAAAUCUACGCCAAGGAUCCAGUGGCUUUUGCACCACAGCCUAUGAAUAUGAAGGCGUUUACGGGGUUUAAGAGUGCAUUGGAAAAGGGGAGGAAGGAACACACGACGGAACGAGAUAUGAUGCUUGACCUGCUGGCUACAUUGCCUACUUAUCAGGGACGGGGUGUGGGGACUGCCAUGCUUCGGUGGGGUAUCGCGCAGGCCGAUGCUUUGCAGGCUCGGAUUUACCUGGAGGCUACUCCAGAGGGUUACCCGUUGUAUGUUAAGUAUGGAUGGAAGGAAGUGGGUGAAAUCGAAUUUGAUUUCGAUCAAUUGGGUUAUCACGGGAAGGAGAAUUUGAUUCUCAUGAUGCGAGAUCCUGUACCACAGAGAAAUUGA